Protopterus annectens (West African lungfish) is the source of this 3341-nucleotide messenger RNA. It is a transcript of the gene C7, whose product is annotated as complement C7. The record is from RefSeq and is a predicted model, not a curated record. Gene Ontology annotation, cellular component: membrane attack complex. Lineage: Eukaryota; Metazoa; Chordata; Ceratodontiformes; Protopteridae. Gene Ontology annotation, molecular function: protein binding. The transcript has 18 exons. Bases 451 to 2955 code for a protein of 834 amino acids. Gene Ontology annotation, biological process: immune response.
CUGCAUUGCCCCGAUUUUACUGCAAAUUCAGCGUUUCUCACAGAGCAUAAGAGCGGAUCUAAUUUGCUGCUCUUGAGUUUUAGGAGAAGUAUUUUUGUUCCAAAAACGAGCAAGCAGACACGCCAUUAACGAGAGGGGGGUUUACGUUUCUAGUGGAUUUCAAAUGUGCACAGCUAAUGCCUUUUCUAAAUUGGAAGUAUUUUUUCUCUGCCAUUCCAAGAGGUCUGUAACUUUUCACAUUUGAUGCUGUCAAGCCAGACACCGGCCUUUAUCAGUUGCGAAAUUCCUAAAUUGUAGUACAGAGAAGCCAAAUCUAUUAAUUCAUGCCUAAUGAAGACCAGAUGUCUGUAGAGGUUGCAAAACAAGCGUGCUGUCGUACAGUAGUGUGUUUCGAGGCUGCGGUCAGUCCAUCACUUCCUGCUUUCACUUACAUUUCAAUUUAUCGCGAAGAUGAAGGUCUUACUGAUACCGGUCUUCCUUUGUGUGGCAGAUCUUUAUCAACUUAUCACCUGGGCUAGUGCCUCAAAUCCUGUCCACUGCCAAUGGAAUGCAUUUGGUCCUUGGUCUGAGUGUGACGGCUGCACUAAAACUCAGAUACGGAGAAGAUCGGUAUCAGUGUAUGGACAGUUUGGAGGACACGCAUGUGUUGGUACAGCUUUUGAAACAAGACCAUGCAUUCCUACGAGAGGAUGCCCAGUAGAAGAUGGCUGUGGUGAUAGAUUUCGAUGUUUCUCAGGUCAGUGUAUCAGUAAGUCUAUGGUAUGCAAUGGAGACCAGGACUGUGAUGAAGAUGGUGCGGAUGAAGACAAGUGUGAGGAUCGCAAGACACCGUGUGACACUAGUAAAAUGCCACCAAAUGUUGAGCUCACAGGAGCAGGCUUUGACACAGUUUAUGGUGAAUUUAAAAGAUCUGUCAUCCACACAGCAAGCUUCGGUGGUCAGUGCAGGAAAGUAUUCAGUAGUGACUUGAAGAAUUAUUACAGGCUGGGCGAAAGUCUUAUUUCCUAUACAUUUCAGGUGAAAAUACAGAACGAUUUUAACUAUGAAUUUUAUAACAGCAGUUGGUCUUACAGCAGACAUUUUGAGAAUGUGGUAACUUCAAAUUAUGGAGAACGAGGGCAUGCAGUGAACACAAUUAACAGGAGCAGUUCAAAGAGUUAUCAUUACAUGGUUAUCCAGAAUGAAGUUGAAGUUGCUCAGUUCAUUAAUAACCAGCCAGAGAUUUUAACUCUUGCUGAGCCAUUCUGGAAAGAUUUAGCGAACCUUCCAGCUACGUACGAAUACAGUGCCUAUCGAAAACUGAUUGAAAAGUAUGGCACUCAUUACAUUCAUUCUGGCUCUCUGGGUGGUCAAUACAAGGUUCUCUUUUAUAUGGAUACAGAUAAGGUGAAAGCAGAAGGACUGAGUAAGAAUGAUAUGGAGAAGUGUACUUCAUCAGGAUUUUCUUUUUUCUUCAUCAGCAAAAAGAAAGUUGAAUGCACGAAACUGUUGGAGAUAUUGCAGAGUGCCUCAGGACAAAGCAAACGACAGAUACGAGGUGAACCUCUCAUUCUUGGAGGAAAGGCAGGAUUUGCAGCUGGCCUGGCAUAUUUAGAUUUGGACAACCCUGCUGGAAACAGUGAAAGAUAUUCCCGCUGGGCUGGUUCCGUAAAAGAUUUUCCCAAUGUGAUCAAACAGCAGCUUUCACCUCUGUAUGAUCUCGUUAAGGAAGUACCAUGUGCCUCAGUAAAGAGGCAUUACUUGAAACAGGCAAUUGAGGAGUAUAUCAGUGAAAAUGAUCCAUGCAGAUGCAAACCCUGCCAGAACGGAGCUAAAACAAUGGUGAUUGGAACCCAAUGUUUCUGUUUAUGCAAACCUUAUACAUUUGGACCAGCCUGUCAAUAUGGAACUCUUGUUGAAGAUCAACCAGGAGUUAUUGAUGCUGGCUGGAGCUGCUGGUCUGGCUGGAGCACUUGUGUAAAUGGACGAAGAACAAGAAGCCGCAGCUGCAACAACCCUUAUCCCAGUGGUGGGGGUAAAUUCUGCAUUGGGGAAAGUACAGAGAGUCAAUCAUGUGAGGAUGAGGAGUUGGCAUACUUCCGAACAAUAGAGCCGCAUUGUUUUGAUAAUGCAGUGAACCCAGAAAAUGCUUGCCUGCCUCCUAGUCCACUUGAAAAUGGAUUUAUCCAGGACCCCAAGUCACUAUAUCCUGUUGGGAGCAUUGUUACGUAUUCUUGCAGCAGUGGAUAUUUCCUUACUGGAGACGCUACAGCUAGCUGUGGUGAAGAUCGGCAAUGGCAUACACAGCACAAGCUGUGCAAGAGAGUUCAGUGUCUUCCUCCAGUUCUGCUGUCUGAAGUCUUAGGUGAUCCACUGAAGCACAGUUAUCAAAUCGGAGAUAAAAUCACACUUUCAUGUUCAGCUGGCAAGCAACUGGUUGGCCCAGCGUCUGAAUUACUUUGUGAAUCUAGCCUCCAAUGGUCUCCAGAUGUGAUGCAAAUCACAUGCAGAACAGCUCCUGUUGUGGCACCAGAUGAAAAACCGACAUGUAAUCCUUGGGAGAAAGUUGUUGAGAAAAAAUGUACUUGCAAGAUGCCUUAUGAAUGUGGAUCUUCACUUGAUGUCUGCGCUACAGAUGAUACAACAAAAAGAAACUUGCCAGUAACUGUCUGCAAGGUCUAUGCUCUGGAGUGUUUGGGCAAAAGAUACAAGCUAACAGAAGACAGCAACUGCAAAAUGCCCAUCAAGGCAAAGGAUGAAAAAUGUGGUUCAUGUCAGUUAUGGGAGCGAUGUGAUGUAAUUCAAACAAAAUGCACAUGCAAACAAGCCAGUGAGUGUGUUGACCAAGGGAUCACUAUCUGUGUCCAGAUCGGUGAUGAUGCUGUUGGGAAAACUAUGACAGAGUGCCAGGCUGGGGUGCGGAGAUGCCAAGGGGAAAAGAUCAAAGUCACCAGCAUCAAAGCUUGUACUGCAUAACUGCUAUGCAGUAUGUACUGUGCUAGUCCACUACUUUGGAAGAGCUUACAGUUUUAUAUAGGAUUCCUGUAGAACUAUUAUUUGUAUUCUGUGUGGAAUCUUCACACCUGGAAUUUAUACACUAAAUUGUGCUGCUGAAGCAUAAAAGUAACUAGAAUGAAAUUAUGAAGUGUAUUUCUCAUAGGUAAUAUUUAUGUAUUCAUCAAGUCAGUUGGAAGGAGACUAAUUUUCACUCCUAGUAUUUCUCAGAGUGCAUGCAGAUCAUUGAGCAGAACUAGCAUAGGAAAUAUAUUAAGAUUAAAGCGUUGUUGUGAAAACAUGAAGUUUACAAAAUAUAAUUAAAGAUGCAUAAAGUGUGCAGAAAUACAGAAGUAUCUGGGACACUC